Messenger RNA from Haplochromis burtoni (Burton's mouthbrooder), 5791 nucleotides. It is a transcript of the gene slka, whose product is annotated as STE20-like kinase a. Gene Ontology annotation, molecular function: protein serine/threonine kinase activity; ATP binding. The record is from RefSeq and is a predicted model, not a curated record. Bases 538 to 4086 code for a protein of 1182 amino acids. NCBI's taxonomy places the organism in Eukaryota, Metazoa, Chordata, Actinopteri, Cichliformes, Cichlidae. The transcript has 19 exons. Gene Ontology annotation, biological process: protein phosphorylation.
AAAAAAGUCUGCGUAACAGUUGCGUUUUAUUUUGAAAGACUUUAGCGGAAAUAUCGAGAGCUGCGAUAGCAGCUUGAUGCUAGUCCACUAACUUGUGUGUGGUCAGUCAACCUAAGCAUGAGGUCCGUUGACUGCGUUUUCGUGUUGGUAACGUUAUACGAUUAAAGAAAAUAUUCUGUCGAAAGUGAUGAUAUGGUAAAUAUUUUUUCCGCUUCGUUUAAUUUUGUUCGCUCAAAACGGAAACACGAGCCUCUGCGGAACAGCUAACUCUUCUCUGUAUCCCUCAUCUCCUCCGACAGCGUCCUGUGAAGGCUGCUAGCUAUGAUGUGACUGUGAUAUCCGCCGUCGAGGGAAGUUAUAAUUGACAUUAUCAUAGCUGAAUGGCUAAAGCACCGGUCUGUCUGGCUUAAUUUAACGCUUGAAUGCUCUCAUUUCGAUAGCCUUUUGAGCUCCGCGUCGGAGGGAACCGCUAUAGUUUCUUGGCGGAAAUAACCGAAGAGAGCGUACCCGCGGUGCUGUAGUUCACACCUAAAAAAGAUGUCCUUCUUCAAUUUUCGCAAGAUCUUCAAACUAGGGCCGGAUAAGAAAAAGAAGCAGUAUGAGCAUGUACACAGAGACGUCAAUCCUGAGGAGAUAUGGGAAAUUAUUGGGGAACUGGGAGAUGGAGCCUUUGGGAAAGUGUACAAGGCACAGAACAAGCAGAAUGGGACCCUGGCGGCUGCUAAGGUUAUCGACACAAAGACUGAGGAUGAACUGGAGGAUUACAUGGUUGAGAUUGACAUUCUGGCCUCCUGCAACCAUCAUCACAUUGUCAAACUGCUGGACGCUUUCUACUUUGAAAGCAAACUUUGGAUUCUGAUAGAGUUCUGUGCAGGCGGUGCUGUCGAUGCCAUCAUGCUGGAGUUGGAGAGACCCCUGACUGAGCCCCAGAUUCGUGUGGUGUGUAAGCAGACUUUGGAGGCCUUGGCUUACCUUCAUGAGAGCAAGAUCAUCCACAGAGACUUGAAAGCUGGGAAUAUUCUCCUGUCCCUGGAUGGAGAUGUAAAACUGGCUGACUUUGGUGUGUCUGCUAAAAAUACCAAGACAUUACAGAGAAGAGAUUCUUUCAUCGGCACUCCAUAUUGGAUGGCUCCAGAGGUGGUAAUGUGCGAAACUUCCAAAGACCGUCCAUACGACUUCAAGGCUGACAUCUGGUCCCUUGGCGUAACGCUCAUAGAACUGGCACAGAUUGAACCGCCCAACCAUGAGAUGAAUCCCAUGAGAGUGCUACUGAAAAUAGCCAAGUCCGAGCCGCCCACACUCAUGAAUCCCUCUCGCUGGUCACCAGAAUUCAGCGACUUUCUGCGCAAAGCACUUGACAAGAAUGUGGACAAUAGGUGGAGUACAGUACAGCUUCUGCAGCAUCCUUUUGUCACCAGUGUAACUGACAGCAGACCUCUCAGAGAACUCAUAGCUGAAGCCAAAGCCGAAGUCACAGAAGAGCUUGAGGACAGCAAAGAGGAGGAGGAAGAGGACGAACCUGAUACACCUCUGGCUGGUCCCGGGCACAAGCGAGCACCUUCUGAUGUCAGUGUGGCCAGCUCAGAAGAUGACAAAGUUCCAUCAACUCCCUCCACUCUUGAGGCUGUUAAAGAAAAGAUGGAAGUUGAGCCUGCUGAGGACCAUACUAGUGAUAAGUUAUCUGAUGAAGGACUUGGAACAAGUGAGGUAGACAAGACUGAGGAGGAGAAAUUAAAUGAGGUGUCUGAUGCCAGUAAUGAAGACCUGGCAUCUGGACUAGUAGAGCCCAGCAAAGAUGUCAUCUCACAUGACUCCACAGAGCCUAAACCAGAAGAGAGUCAAGGUGAAGAGACUUCUGCUGAGCAAGUAGUUUCACAGCCAGAAGAACCUGUAAAUACAACAGACAACCAAGAACUUGUCACAGAAACAGAGGAGGAACAGAAGGAGACAGAAGAAAGGAUAAUGGGUGAUGAAACUACCCAGGUAAUGGAGGAAGAAAAAGAGCAGGGGAAGCAAGAGAAAGAAAAAGAAGCUGGUAAAGAAGAAUCCAGAGAAUCACAAGCAGAACCUGAAGAUGCAGAAAAAACAGAAUCCAUUCCAAGAGAUGAGCCAGAGGUAGAAAAAGAAAGCAAAGAAUCCGAGGAGGAAACGACUGAACCCAAACUAACAGAGAACACAAUGGAAGCCAUGGCUAAUGGCACAGAUGAAAAUGUAAACAUUGAGAAUAUGGAAUCAGAUGGAAGACACACGUUUAUAAAUGAAGACACAAAAUUAAGUGUGGAUGAGUCAUCUGCUGAGCCUAUAGAAACAAAACCAGAAGAGAAGCCUAUGGAUGAGGCCCAUGAGGAGUCACAGCAGCCUGAACAAGAGAGCCAGAUCACAGAGGAAGCUGAGCUAAAGGAACAAGUACCAACUGAGUCUACAAAUGGCAUCUGUGAUGAAGUUAAAGACACCCCUGAGGAUUCAGUGGUCCCACCUAAAGAUUCCUGUGUGAAUGAAGAAGAAGAGAAAGCAACCCACGCAGAUGAGAGCACUUCCCAAGAUGCUGUCUCUGUCCAAGAGAGCGAAACGGAUUCAGAAGCCAAGAUGGAGCAAGGAAGCCCUGCUGUGAUCAGGCCAGAUGUGGAGAAGGAUUCUGACUCUGGGAGCAGCUCUGCUGCUGAUAGCAACAGCCUCGACCUCAAUCUGUCUAUCUCCAGCUUCCUGUCUAAGAGCAAAGAAGGGGGCUCUGUGUCCUUGCAGGAGUCAAAACGACAGAAGAAGACUCUUAAAAAGACACGCAAGUUCAUGGUGGAUGGUGUGGAGGUUAGUGUGACAACAUCUAAGAUAGUGACUGAUAACGACACCAGGAAUGAGGAGAUGAGGUUCCUGAGGCGGCAGGAGUUGAGAGAGCUUCGCCUCCUCCAGAAAGAGGAGCAAAGGGCCCAGCAGCAGCUGAGCGACAAGCUGCAGCAGCAGCGAGAGCAAAUCUACAGGCGUUUUGAACAGGAAACUACUGCUAAAAAGCGUCAAUACGACCAAGAAGUGGAGAAUCUUGAGAAGAAGCAGAAACAGACCAUUGAGCGACUGGAACAGGAUCACACCAGCCGGCUCCGAGACGAAGCCAAACGGAUCAAAGCAGAUCAAGACAAGGAGCUCUCAAAGUUCCAAAACAUGCUGAAGAACCGCAAGAAAGAGGCAGUGGCCCAGGUUAUGAUACAGUCUUUUCAGUUGUCCUCAUGCGCACUCUUCAACGCUCAGAUGCAGGAUGAGCAAGAGUUCCUACAGAAGCAGCAGCAAGACUUGGAUGGAGCUCUAAAGAAAAUCAUCCAGCAGCAUAAAGUGGAGAUUGCCACGAUUGAGAGAGACUGCCUUAACCACAAACAGCAGUUAAUGAGAGCUCGAGAGGCAGCCAUGUGGGAGCUGGAGGAGCGCCAUCUGCAGGAAAAGCACCAACUGCUGAAGCAGCAGCUGAAAGACCAGUACUUCAUGCAGAGACACCAGCUGUUGAAAAGGCAUGAAAAGGAGAUGGAGCAAAUGCAGGGCUACAACCAGCGUCUGAUAGAGGAGCUGAAGAACAAGCAGACUCAAGAGAGGGUGCGUCUGCCCAAGAUCCAACGGAGCGAGGCCAAGACCCGCAUGGCUAUGUUCAAGAAGAGUCUCCGCAUCACCGCCACAGCAUCCAUCACCGCAGAGCAGGAGAGAGAGCGGAUAAAACAGUUUGCUUUGCAGGAAGAAAAGAGACAAAAGGGUGAGAGACUGCACCAACACCAGAAACAUGAGAACCAGAUGAGAGAUUUGCAGCUACAGUGUGACUCAAACAUCAGGGAGCUGCAGCAGCUGCAGAAUGAGAAAUGCCACCUUCUGAUUGAACAUGAGACCCAAAAGCUGAAGGAGCUGGAUGAGGAACACAGCCAAGAGAUCAAGGAGUGGAGAGAGAAGCUAAGACCAAGGAAGAAGGCGUUAGAGGAGGAGUUCACACGGAAGCUCCAGGAGCAGGAGGUUUUCUUCAAGAUGAGUGGUGAAUCUGAAUGCCUUAAUCCAACCACUCAGAGUCGAGUAUCCAAAUUUUAUCCCAUCCCAAACCUGAAUAACUCUGGCUUGUAGCCUAAUGUUCGUCCGUGCUGCAAAGCAGACUGCUGUCAAACUCUGCUCUCAAACUUGACUCCUCCAGAGUUUAAAAAGGAGUGGAGUUUGAAGGACGAGCCGAGGCGUCAUUUCUCUGACCGCUAACUGAAAAACGUGAACACGUUUCACUACUUAAGUUCCACCAUUCGCGAGCAUGACGUGCCUACACACCGUUCCAUUACUUAAUUGGGUUUCCUCAGCUUGCUGGGAAGACUCUAAAUGAAUGAUAUGCACUUGUUUUGAGCAUGUUCAGAUUUUUAAAAGUCUGCGGUUGGUAGCUGAGGUCAGUCAUGCUUUUCAGAUUAUUAUCGUUAAGCUCAGCUCUGCUACAAUAUGAAUAAUCUCCAGUGCCUCGUGUUCUUUUUUUCUCUGCGUUUAGGCCCUUCCCUGCAUUUUCUGCAGCUUGCAGUAAAUAAAUUCCCACCUGAAUGUUUUGCACUUAAAAAACUGGUUAUCAAUUCUGUGCAUAAUCACAAGAUGUCAUGAGAUCAGUGUAAUUGAUUCACACAAGCUGGUUAUCAAAGACUGCUCUGAGAUUUAGUUUGGCUGCAUGUAGUAGUAGACCUUGCUGAAGGGCGACGGAGUCAAAAGACAACCAUGUAUAGAUGUAAGACUUUGUUAUGUCUGUGUAGUCUUCUGUGCACAGUGUCUGAUGUCUAACGGGAGUUAAAAUGUUGGGAUCGGGAGGCUGUGAGUUCAGAUGAAAAAUAAUGUACUGUGUUGUAGGUGUGUACCUAGAUAUGAGGUUUAAAUAAAUACUGUGCUUGCCAGAAGCAUUUCACCAUCUUAAGAGAUGAAUGAACAAAAAAUAUAUCUGUUGAUUUAGCACAUAAUUUGAUUUCAGUGCCGGUCAGCAAAACACAGAGGUGGCCUGUUGGGUUGGGGUUUUUAAGGUUGUUUUUUGUUUUUUUUGACGUUAACUAAAUCAGUUCUCCCUUUGACUUUGAGCAGCAAUCUCACAAACUAAUGACGUCUUGUAAAGAAUAAUUACCGAAGGAAUGUAGAGCUUUUGAUUUGCACUGUAUUGCCACAUGAGCUAAAGAAAAAAAAUAUGCAGUAGAAAAUUUUGCCUCACCAAAGCCUAAUCAAACUCCAAGCUGAAUUGUUUCAACAUAUUGUUUUCCUUUUAUUAAAAUUACUUUUAGCUUCUUCUUUUUUUUUUUUUUUUUCCUUUUUUUCAAAUAUGCCCUUAGUAUUUUACAGCCAUGCCUAAUCGAAGCCUGUAUUCCUGGUAUGCUGUAAUCGCUCUUCAUGGUGAACUUUUGCACUUGUUGAGAGCAGUCCUUUAACUGUACGAGUUUCAGUGUGUGAGGAGAUGCCCUCUGCUGCGUUUUACGAUAAAGUAUUGAUGGUUCACAACAAGAAAUUACUGUAGUUUCAUUUGCCACCAUAUAGCAUCGAUGCAUGUUAUAAUUUCUGUAUGCUUAUAUAUAAACAUUGAUUUGAUUUUUGUCAUAAAUGCUGGAUUUUUAUUGGAGUUUCUGGAGGCUGUCAUGUGAAUUACACCAUUCGACCAAUAGAUUUCAAAUAUUUUUUUUAUUUUGUUAUGUUACAGCAUUUUAAUGUUUCAUUCUAUCACAAUGAAUAUUCUUUAGUAUAUGCAUUUUUUAUGUCAGAUGAAAUGUAUUUAAUGUGUCUUUAUAUAUGGACAUUUUUUUUUCUUGUAAAUAAAAUAUUGACUGUU